GACAGUGGCCGCAGCAUGAGAAGUCAGUGGGGCCCGCUGCUCCUGGCCUUCGAGGAGGACCCUCUGCAGCAGCCCCUGGAGCUGGCGGUGCGGCAAGUCUCAAGUGUGGCCAGGUCGGCCCAAGAGAAGCUGGUGUCUUGUCACGUGGUGGGCGAGGCCAUCCGGUUCCUGGUCAGCACGGGGCCAGCUUCGCCCGCGGACUCGGGGCGCCAGCAGUAUGAUGUGAGCCUCUCCCCGUGCCAUCUACAGCUGGAGCUCCACAUGAAGGAGGAGACAGAGGACAUUCGGAUCGGGUGGUCGUUCCUCAGCGAGCCAGGGGUGGCCAUCACGGUCCGGCCCAAAGCCCCGGGAGAGGACCGGGCGGUGGAGGUGCACGCAGUGUCGCAAGCGCUCAGGGACAUUUUGAAGCACCUGGUCGGUCCCGCCUCCCCGGCGGUGGUUCUGAGCGCCAAGCCUGUGGACGCGAGGGAUGUGCAGAAUCUCCAGCGUGCUUCCCCCGCCCCUCAGGACCCCUGUCCUCCCAAACCUCCAAGGGCUCACGAACUCAAGUUGCUGGUGAAGAACAUCCGAGCCUCGCUGCUAAACGGCGCUGGUGCUUCAGGCGACCUGAAUCUGCUGUGCACGCUUCAGCUGAACGAGCCUGUUCAGAAGUUGUCCAGCGCCCUCCCCCCAAACACUACGGACCUCACCUGGGAAGAGGAGUUCACCUUUGAGUUGAAUGCCAGGUCCAAGGAGUUGUGCCUGCAGAUUUCAGAGGAUGGGAGACCCUCGGAAGCUCUGCUGGCGAUGACAACUGUCCCUUUAGAUUUGUUUAAGAAGCAGCCUUCCGGGCCACAAAGCUUCACGCUGACCAGCGGGCCCUCCGUGGGCAGCUCGGUGUUGGGUUCGGUCACCGCGGAGUUCUGUUACAUAGAACCCUGCGAAGCGAAGCCCCGGCAGAGCCCGCCGCCCGUUCCUGCUGCCAAGAUAGAGAAAGACCGCACGGUGAUGCCGUGCGGGACGGUGGUCACCACCGUCACCGCCGUGAAGACCAAGCCUCGCUUCGACGCGGGGCGGGCGUCCCCGCUGAGCCCUGACUCUCCCCUCAGGACGCCCGUCAAGGUGAGGGUGAUUGAGAAGGACAUCUCCGUCCAGGCCAUCUCCUGCUGCAGCGCCCCCGUCAGCAAGACCCUGUCUUCCUCGGACACAGAACUGUUGGUGCUAAACGGCUCGGAUCCUGUGGCCGAGGUCGCCAUCCGGCAGCUCAGCGAGUCCUCGAAGCUGAAGCUCAGGCCACCACGGAAGAAGAGCACCAUCAUCAUAUCGGGGGUCUCCAAGACCUCGCUGUGUCAGGACAGCGAUGCUGGCCUGAUGCUGGACUAUGUGGCCUCUAUGGACAGCGCCCGCGGAGAGGAGGCCCUGUUCCAGCCAGGGGCGCCUGCAGCCUCCGCUCCCCUGGAGGAGGACGCCUCGGCUGGGGCCCCGCCAGCCCUGGAGCCCCAGGACUGUGAGCUGGCCCCCUGGGACUUGGAGGAAGUGCCGCGGGAGCCCGACACAGAUGAGCUGUCCGAGAGCUCCCUGAGCGUCUCGGAGCCGGGCGCUGCCAAGAAGCAUAAAGGCCUGCUGAGGAGAGGCGCCAAGCUGUUCUUCCGCCGGCGACGGCCGCAGAAGGAGCCCGGCCUGAGCCAGUCGCACAACGACCUCGUGUUCCUGCAGCAGCCGGAGGGCGCGCGGAGGAAGGGUGCCACGCUCGCCAGGAUCCUCAACAGGAGGCUGCUGUCCAGGCACAGAAGCAAGAGUGCGGUGAACGGGGAGUCCUGCGCCUAGGCUGCGGUCGGCCCGCGCCCGGCCACAUGCGGCGAGCGACCCGCCAGGACGGAGCGGGGGUGCCGGCCAGCGGUCAGGUGCCGCCUGGUGCCGCGUGCCACCUUUUCCAGGGGAAGAGAACCUGAGUCUCCAGCCGGCAAAGCCCACUCACCACCAGACCCCGGGGCGACGGCGCCCCUCCGCCACGUCCGUGGGCCGGAGUUCCAGAUUAGACGAAGGUCGACACGAUGAACUCGAGCGCCACGCGCCGUGGAGGGGGCGGGUCUGGGGGCUCGGGCUCACCCUCUCUGUGCUCUGCCGGGCAUCAUCCUGAGUCCACACCUGGGCUGCAGCACGAGGAGGAGGCGACCUCUGUGCUGUCACUGUGAACGGAGUGCGUAGGUCACCUCUCCGAAGCGGCAGCUCCAGAUGAAACCGUGCAGCUGGCCCUGAGUACCGAGGGGUGGGACGUCGGCGGAUUUGGGUAGAGAAGUUACCCUAGGAGUGGAAACACUAUGACAAAUGUAGGAAGACGUUUGCCUUUGCUAUUAGCCAUAGAACUUGAAAAAUUAUGCAAAUACUGAGUAUAUCCUAUGCAUAUUAUGCCGAACACUUUUCUAAGUUUACUUUGAGCCUAUUUGCAAGUGGGAGAUAUAUAAAUUCUUAAUGUGGUUUUGACAUUUUUCUCUAUAGUGUCAAAAGCUCUAAUAAUAUGGUGUGGCAGUCGACACUCGGAUUCUUCCCCCCAUCUGGCACACUUUCGAAAAGAGUGCAGCGAGCCUCUCCAGUGAACAGCUCCGGGAGUGUGGUACCCACACACACCUGGGUUUUCUUUAGUCCAAGCUUGGUUUGCCAAAUAUUGCCAACGGCCGAAACAAAGUACUAUUAGGGCAAAAGAGGAAACUAUUUUACGUCUCGGGUGAGAGUCUUAGGAAUGGAAGAUUAACAGCCAGUGGGCCACGUGCGCAUCAGAGUCCUUUCUGGGCCCUUGAAAAUUCUACUGUGAAUGCUUCACACAUUUUGAUGUGGCUCUGUUUUGAUUUGUGACGGAAAAAAAUGAUAAACUCGAUAUACAAUUUCAAUAUCCCCGAGUGUCUUUCAAAUUACCUUCCACAUCGGUGCAACGAAGUUGUCACAUUGGUCCUCUCCCGAACGUGCCACUUUUAGGAGAUGUGCUUGUUAAAAUGUAGUUGUCAUCAGGAUGAAAGGUUCUGAUGGUUGAAUCAGAUUCAUUUUCUCCAACACGAUUUAAAAGGCUCUCGUGAAAACUUGGCUUUUGUCACGGACGUGAAAUUGGGUGAGCUCUUUCCUACAGGUGCUUUCGUUAAUCCUUAAACAUAUAUUUCAGGGGGUAAUAGAGCCAUUGAUGAACAAAAAGCUUUAUAAAAAUCAAAAUUAUAGAAUUUGUUCCUUUUUUAGAGGGAGAAUUUAGAAAACUACAUUAAGAAUUCUACUUUAAUAUGCACAUUAAAAAAUUCUUAGGUAUCCCAGUAAUUACAAGUGACUGUAAAGCAACUUAUUUACCAUACUUUGUUUUUAAAGAUUAUAUUCCAAUUUUAGUCAUUGUAAAAUAGCAUCUGGCAUUACAAACUAUAUUAAUACUAAGUUAGUCCCCACAGGUUAGUAACCCAUUCUAGUCUCUAGUCAAACGAUCGAGUUACAGACAUCUCACGUGACUUAGCCUGAUAUAUACACGAUGGGAUCUGGAGUUAUAAAAAAUCUUACUCCCCCAAAGACCGAUGGUCCUUUUAAUGUUUUGUUUUACUUGAAGGAUUUCUGUUCUUCCUCGUGGUAGGUGGAGUGUGUGACACAUAAAAAUUAAGAUUCUAAGAGGAUAUCAUGUGUCCAAAUAUCAGACACUGAUCAGAAGUUUUUAGUAGUUUUUUCUUUGUUUGAUUUUGAAAUUCAGAUGGACUCAGUUUAUUCCAAGGUGAAGGUAUCGGAGUUUUAGAUUAAGUUUCCUCACCCUCUAAAAACAAAAUUUGUUUUUAGCCAUUCACUGUUUAACGCCUCAUCAAGGGCGUGGCUUUCUCAGCUUCCUCGUGACUUGAAACCUCUCCAGGGUCCAGGUGGGCUUGUCUCUCCCGAGAGUGUGAAGCAGGUGGGUUCCGGGAGGCAGAGUGUUGUCAAGGAAACCCAGGUCUCUUGAUGUCUGUUGCGGACAUUUGAGAACAGUCCAAGAGCCCGUCCUCCAGACACACGCCCUUGGUAUCCGUGGUGGCCUUUGCUGAAGGUAUGGAGGGUGCUCACGUAGCAGGGGACAAGGAGGAUGCGGAACAUGAGGGGAGCUUCAGGGUAGCGCCGGGAGACGGUGGGUGGUAUCGAUACUGUGAACGUUUCUCUUCCACGCCGUUUAUCCAGGUUUGCGUUUUAAUGGCGUGGGGUGUUUGUGGGAAGUCGGUGUCAGUAAGGUUAAAUAUUGUAAAGAUUAUGCACCAAAGGCGAAACACCCCAAUUUGUAGAGCAUUUAGUCCCUUGCCUUUGCCACCUAUGUGAGUGGCUUGACGGCUUUUUGUUUUUAUGGUUUUGAGGUUUUUUUUUUUUUUUUUUGGUCUUGAUGAAAUUUUUGCAGAAUGGUAUCUUAAAAGUGAUUCCUUACGAACACUAACAUUAACGCAUGUCUGUCUGGACCCAGGAGUGCCCGUUGCUUUCGAUGGGCGUGCCACGCUUCCGCCCUGUGCGUGUGUCAGGACGUGCGUGUUCUUCGUGGAGGAGAGUAGUGGGGUGUCACGCGUGAGUGCAUUCUAACGUGGCAUUGACAAAAGUGCCCGUCUCAUCAUUCCGAUUGAAAACCUGCUGCAAGGAAGAAGGUUUAGACAGAGCGCUUUAUAUCAAGUCUCAAGUUUAAGUUCAAGACCCGCCCUUGACUCCUGUGAUGGCUGCCUGGCCGGUCACUGCUAACCAAUCAUUAAUUAGGGGCCUGUCUAGAUUUUUUGAUUGGUUCUACCACCGCGUCGAUAGAAGAACAUUGCAAACGUUUCCUCUUGAGCAGACAGAGAAGGACGGAUUCGCGUCGCUGCCACCGGACACGGGCGUUUUCUGACUAGUGCUCCUGGCUCUUGGAGCCUCCGAGUACAAGCUGGAGGUCAGCAUGCCUAUUCCAGAGACCCGCCAAGGCGCUAUCACCAAAGCCAGCGGCCGUGCACCGCUAACCCCUGCAGGGGACACUCAGGUUACCUCCGCGUGACUCCUUCCCCUCGGCAUCCCUGCUCCACCUGUAAGGAGGCAUUAACCUGCCCAGUUUGCCCAGCUUCCAACUGGUCAGCAACGUACCAUUUAAAAUUUAGCCUUGUAGUUUUUAUUUUUUUUGCCUAAUGUCACAUCAAAGCUGCAUUUAAAAAAAAAAAAAUGAAAGGUUUUCUAGGUAUGUGGAAAGGUUUGGCUUGUGAUCAAGUGACGAAUUUACAUGACAAUGAUUGUAUUUCUCAGUAGCACUUUAAAAGCCAAGGGCGGUCCUGCACCAGCCCCCGUGUGCUGGGUUCAUUUGGGGACGAGGUGGCUGGAACACAAAUGGUCUUGAAAGAAAUAAACGUGCACAUGGAACACUAAA
Molecule: messenger RNA, 5335 nt
Organism: Pteropus alecto (black flying fox)
Lineage: Eukaryota; Metazoa; Chordata; Mammalia; Chiroptera; Pteropodidae
Gene: C2CD2
Product: C2 calcium dependent domain containing 2
Exons: 14
Coding region: 16-1806 (596 amino acids)
Source: RefSeq, a predicted model, not a curated record